Aquila chrysaetos chrysaetos is the source of this 3373-nucleotide messenger RNA. It is a transcript of the gene RAB7B, whose product is annotated as RAB7B, member RAS oncogene family. Bases 1880 to 2665 code for a protein of 261 amino acids. The transcript has 6 exons. Gene Ontology annotation, cellular component: late endosome; phagocytic vesicle; lysosome. The record is from RefSeq and is a predicted model, not a curated record. Gene Ontology annotation, molecular function: GTPase activity; GTP binding. Gene Ontology annotation, biological process: phagosome-lysosome fusion; endosome to lysosome transport. Lineage: Eukaryota; Metazoa; Chordata; Aves; Accipitriformes; Accipitridae.
AAACCCCACGUUUUUUUUCCUCAGAAUUGCUGACUUGGUGAAGCAAUCAGGACAGGAUUGUAGCUGUGGUUGCAGGAGCUGCUGAGCAACGAUUUGGCCAUCACCUCCUCUAAACCACUGCUCCCACUGCUCCCACCGCCUUCAUGUGGGCCAAAGCUCACACCAGGAGCUGUAAGGAGAGCAGGAGCUUUGGGAAAACACCUUUUCUUGUGAAAUCAAACAAAAGCUGGAGCUGGCGCUGAGCCCAGGCUGGGCACCCUAAUUGGUAUGGCCCCUUCUGCCCAGAAGCAGAAGUGGCUGCGAGCAUUGGCUGUAGCAACGUGACAGCAAACCCCGUCUCCACCAGCGUGGAGCGGCACCGAUCAUCUGACCGGGUGAGCAACCUCCAUCCCACCGGGCUUGGAGGGACACGUGGAGAGGAAUGAGGGCAGAAGUAGCCGGGGGGGAGGUUGGACAACAGAGUCUUGCUGCAAGGGCAAAGGUGAAGCGGCAUGAUGAAAAUAGGCUGAAAACAGGGAGUAGGGGAAACAUCAGCCUUUUACCCACCACCGGUGAGAAUUGGCUCAGGUGCUUCUCCUGCCUCAUCCCAGCUCCUCCCUGCACUUGCCCUGUGGGGGGAAAAAACAGAUUUUUCUGGCCAGACAGGUCCCAAAAUUACACCUGGGAAGGAGGAGGAGGAGGGCUGUCCUGCUGAGUACAGCGAUCUUCCCUGAGCUCCCAUAAGGGAUGACUACAGCAAAAAAAAAAAAGUCUACAAAAAUGAGGCAGCCAGUGGGAAAGCAAAAGCUGGUGGUCUCAGAGGGACCCCAUGCCUGGGGAUGGGGGGGGACACCCAGGUUCCCCCUGUGUCCCCAGGCGCAGGGUCUCUCCGAUGCCACCAGUGGUUGUUGUUCAGGCUGAGGGAGCCAGGAGGGUUCACAGAUGGAGGGGACACCCCUCUCCCAGUGCAAACCCCAAAUCCUACUGAAUGCUUGGCAAAGGCUCAGGAGCUGUCCUUGCACACCGGGGAGCACAGCUCUACCUUUGCAGCCACAGCCAAGUGGGUUUUCCCACGUCAAAGAGCUGUGGCCACCAGCCUGAUGCUCAGAGACACAUCCAGAGGCUUCCUCGGUUGCUCCAUGGUGGCAGCUGAGAUCCCCAAAAUCCUACUUGAGGGUUGAACACAUCAACCUCCAGGAGCUGCCACCAGCUCUGGUUACUGGGGCUCCCAUCCUGACAUGGUCCCCUCCUUUUGGGGUGCUCACGGGAUGCUGGCAUUGACCGUGGGUGUGGGGUGGGAGCCCCUAAGACUGGGGGUUGCAGGGACGUGGCCCAGUGUACCGAGGGGCUGCAAACACUCUGGCUUUCCACCCUGCCCCUCUCCUGCCUGCAAAAGGAGACGAAGCCGCUCAGAGCCCACAGCCCCCUCAAAGGGACCCCUGCCCAUCUGCUCCCCCCUCUCUGCUGGACCAAGCCCCCAGCCCAACCUCCCCUGCCACCAUCCCCCACUGUUCCCAGCUCCUGAAGCCACUUAUCCCAUCCCAUGCUAUCAUCUGAGCUGCCUGAGCAAAGUCCAGGGUGGCUCCCACAGGCUCCAGGGAUGCUCCUGAUAGCCCUGCCAGGCUUUUGUUCUCAGCCCUAAGUAAUUACCGGCAGGAACGCAGAUAAGGAGUCCCGGGGAGGUGGGUAAAAGGUAUUGGGGGAUCCUGAGCAAGAGAAGAGGCCAAAAGUCAAUCCCAAAGCCCAGGGGACGAAGGGAGCCUUGUUCUCUUUCCUCUAUCGGAGUCCGAGCCGGGGAGUGCCUGGCAGAGCCCCAGAGCCGAGGGAAACGCCGUGACAUCCCAGCACCCGCCCGUGGCUCCUCCGCCGGCUCCGGCAGGAUCUCGGCCCCUUUCUGCUGAUGUCACGGUGCGGGGCCCCACAGCCGCCUUCCCCGGGCGGCGAGCAGGCGGGAAUCAGCGCCGGAGCCGGCCGCCCUUUCCUGGAUCCUCCUCUUUCGUCUCUUCCCUCCCCGGGACGCAGGCUGGAAAGGAGCCGAGAGCCUUGGCCGCCCGGCAGACGGAUGCCCCGGCAGGGCUUGUCCAUGGAUGCCAGCAAGAAGGUGGAUCUGAAGAUAAUUAUCAUAGGAGCUCUGGGCGUGGGCAAAACCUCCCUCCUGCACCAGUAUGUGCACAAGACUUUUUACGAAGAUUACCGCACCACGCUGGGCGCCAGCAUCCUGACCAAAGUCCUCGCAGUGGACAACACCCCCCUGAAACUGCAGAUCUGGGACACAGGGGGACAAGAGCGAUUCCGGUCCAUGGUGUCAACCUUUUACAAAGGCUCGGAUGGCUGCGUGCUGGCCUUCGACGUGACAGACAGGGAGUCAUUUGAGUCCCUAGACAACUGGAGAGAUGACUUUCUGGAGAAGGUCAUCCCAAGGGAGCAAGAUUUCCCCAUGGUCGUGUUGGGGAACAAAAUAGACAUCUGCGAUCGGCAGGUACCCAAGGAGAUUGCCUCAACCUGGUGCAAGGAGAAAGACAUCCCUUAUUUUGAAGUCAGUGCCAAGAACAACAUCAACGUUGCAGAGGCUUUCGAGACCCUCGCAAAGCAGGCGUUAACAACGCAUAAAGGAAUUUUUGAGAGCUAUUUAACCGACUCCAUCAAACUCACUCCCAACGACAAGCCCAAGAAGAGCUGCUGCUGACCCCGGGCACUCUGCCACGCUCCGGGCUGUCCUGUGCAAACACGGUCCAGGUGUGCUGGACCCCACGAUGCCCAAGGCUGGAGCCCUGCCCGGGGGGUCCGUGCCCCCCGUCCGCCCCAGCCUGGCCACAGAGGCUGGCCAAGCCAGGGCACAGGAUGGCCGCUGCUCGACGCACCGGGUCCGGCUGGCUGCGCAUCCCAGGACUUGCCGCUUCCCACGUCUCUGGAGCUGCUCUCCCAAACCAGCAGCCUCCCAAAUGGCCGCUGCGUCACAGUGGCCUUGUCCCCCUCGAUCCGCUGCCGUCUGGCACCCGAGCGGGCGAUCCCCCUGCGGUGACGGUGCCAGGGAGCUGGUCGGUGCUCCUGAUGCCUUUCCAGAGACCACGACCUUGGCCCCAUGGGUGACCCUUCCCCACGCGUGGACUGGUGUCCCCACGGCACUCACGGUGCUCACGGUGCGUAGGGGCUGUCCUGGGGGGAGAAGUGGGGCUGGUGGCCACGGCACAGGCGUGAGAGCAGCCGGGUCCCCUCCCGGGCUCAGCCGCUGUGGACGUAACCAUUCCGUGCCUCAGUUUCCCCUGCUCUCAUGCACACCCCCUGUCAAACACCUUCCACCUCCUGCCUCACUGGUGAGGAUGCUCUGUAAAGCACUUUGUCAGGGAUUCUUUUUUUUAAAAAAAGGAAAUUAAAUAUUUCAUUUUUAUUUAUA